Molecule: messenger RNA, 2577 nt
Organism: Aspergillus chevalieri
Lineage: Eukaryota; Fungi; Ascomycota; Eurotiomycetes; Eurotiales; Aspergillaceae
Gene: SKB1
Product: protein arginine N-methyltransferase
Exons: 4
Coding region: 1-2577 (858 amino acids)
Biological process (GO): regulation of DNA-templated transcription; peptidyl-arginine N-methylation
Cellular component (GO): cytosol; nucleus
Source: RefSeq, a predicted model, not a curated record
AUGGAUUCUUUCAGCAUGGAUGAUGCGGUCCCCAGCUUCUGCAUUGGUCAUCAUGAGUCCAAUCGCUCAUAUGCUGUCACGUCUGAUGUGGUGCGCAAGGCCCACGAUUGUAAUUAUGAUAUGCUCACCACGCCUAUCACGACGUCCCAUUUCCAUUCACGCGUCCUGACUCUGCUCUCGUCUCAUCUAUCCAGCAUGCAACCUGCGACGGCUGAUAGCAAUGGCACUAUGGGAACAACUCGGAAUACUAGACCUUUGGUGAUUCCGCCGCUUGCUCCGGCCGAUACCCAUUUGACCCCUAAUGAUGCUAUGAGCCAAGUGGUGGGAAUCACUAGUGCUUGGAUUGACCUGUGCUCUCCGGACCCGUUGAUUGCGGACAUCUCCCGUCAGGUUUUGAUGCUAGAGGUUGCGUAUGCAGCUUUCUGUGGUAUUGGUUACUUGCUGCUUCCAGGACCAAAGCUUCAUCAUGGGAGCAUGCACUCCGAAGGAAUAGUUUACUACGCUAGGGCUAUCCAGGACGCGUUGAAUCUUGGUUCCUAUAUCCAGUUUCACAUCUGGUUGAGAACUGUCGAUAACCCGGAAAAUGAGGUGGACCAAAUGGGUGACCUUGCCCCUCUUGCCCGCGGGGAGUUCGUUGAGCCGGAAGGAGAUGCAACGCCGAAGGUGGAUCCUUUCGGCACUUGGGAAGCAUGGGAUUUGAUCCGGAGAACCUGUAAAUAUCAUGCACGGCUACUCGUAGCUCUCUCCAUCCCGAAACAUCUUCCGCCUAUGUCUGUUCAGUCCAGAUGGCAUUCUGAGCCGGUGCACCUUCUUACUUUCGAUACCCAUUGUUUCAUCAAGAACCAGAAGGGAUAUCCGGUUUUGUCUAAAGCACAUCAAUCUUUGAUAUCGCGGUUUAUGCGCCUUCGCAGUGCCCCGUGGAUUUUGCUUUGCGAUGUCGGUCCUAUUCCUGGCAUCGAGGCGAACGAUGACACUAACCAGUCCAAUCUAUCUGGGUCUGAAUUUCCUAGUCUUGGACAGGCGUCUAUCGCAAGCAAGAAACAUCAUGAUCCGACUCCACAACUAUCCUACAUGAGGAACCUUCAGCAAAGACAACCUGCCCGUAGCGCCAUCGAAAGAUUCGGCACCGGAUAUCAGGACUACUUGCAGGCACCAUUGCAGCCGCUGACGGUCAACCUGGAGAGCAUUACAUACGAGGUCUUUGAAAAAGAUCCUAUCAAGUAUGACUGGUACGAGCGUGCUAUUUCAAAGGCCUUGAGUGAUUGGGCAGACCAAAAGAAGCCAACAUCCAACCCUGAUGGUCGGGUGGUUGUCGCAGUUGUCGGUGCUGGUAGAGGACCUCUGGUGACUAGGGCUCUUCGUGCCAGUGCCGAUACGGGUGUUGCCAUUGAUAUGUGGGCCGUGGAGAAGAAUCCCAACGCCUUUGUUCUCCUCCAGCGUCACAACGAAACUACAUGGGGUGGCAAGGUGACCCUUGUGCAGUCAGACAUGCGAGCUUGGAAGGGACCUCGAGUUCUGAAGAAAGUCAGUACUGAACCACCUGCGCCAGUUGGGCAGUCACUUGGCAUUGAAGGCUCAUUGCUUCUUUCCGGAGAGCAAGCCACUGUACCACCAGUUACCCCACCAAUUCCGGAAUAUGCCAAUACUCAUGUCGACAUCGUGAUCUCUGAGCUUCUGGGUUCCUUUGGCGACAAUGAACUGUCCCCUGAGUGUUUGGAUGGCAUUACUCCUCUAAUCAAUCCCGUGCAUGGUAUAUCUAUUCCUGAGUCAUACACAGCGCAUUUGACGCCAAUCUCCGCCCCCAAGCUGCAUGCCGAUGUCAUGAAUGGGUCCUCCACCAACCCGGCAGCCCCUGAAACACCAUACGUUGUUAUGCUGCACGCGGUCGACUUCUUGUCCACCAACCACCCGCCCUCUCCCAGCGUCUUGAAUAACAGCGGCAGCAUCCACAAUCAUGUUCGCUCCUCGAUAUCCACACUUCCUGGCCCGGAGUUCGCGACCCCAUUCGUGCAGACCGCAUGGUCAUUCUCGCACCCGAAUCGAAAUAUUCCUCCUCAGGCACCCUCCUCAUCCACCAUAUCAAAUGCGCAUAAUGUCCGUCGCACCCGGCUGACCUUUCCCACUCAGAACCGCGGGGUUUGUCAUGGUAUCGCCGGAUACUUUGAGACUGUGCUUUAUCGCGACGUUGAGCUGUCGACGAAUCCUGUGACAAUGGACAGCAAGAGUGCUAAUAUGAUUAGCUGGUUCCCAAUCUACUUUCCUUUAAAGACACCUCUUGGAGUACCGGAAAAUGGCGAAAUCAUUGUGACAAUGUAUCGGCAAACUGAUGACCGGAAGGUGUGGUAUGAGUGGAUGGUUGAGGUGUUUGUCCUCGAACGCACGGCCGAAACUGCGACGAGCGGGGUUAUGAGCCCUGUGAUGAGCGGUGCUAGGACGGACUCUCCAGGCGCUGAUAGCGCUAGCGCUACGAGUAAGGACAAACAGCAGCAGCAGCAACGUGUGGGACAUCGCGCUCGGCGAAUCAAGGUGGGUAUGAGCGAUUUGCAUUCGAGCAUCAAGGAAGGAUGUCUUAUGUGA